AUGUCUGUGUACCCAGACGGCCCUGGCCAAGCCAUAGUUGAGGUUCGGCGUUGGCAGAGACAAGGCCAACAAACCGCACAGUGGCAGAAAGAAGAUUUGGAGAAAGAAGGCUGGAGACCUCUGGGCACUUACCGAGAUGCGUCUGAUCCAGAAAAUGGCAAGGCCACAAUCUACUGGAUUGGUGACGCUAUACGGAUCUGCCACAGCAACUAUGGCCCGGUGCCCGUGAGUGAUGGCAAGAUUCUGAAGCACAAGGACGAUGUCUAUGAAGUCCAGAUUGAAGGUACGCGUGGGCGGAUCGAUGCUCGCGGCUUUCACUGUGGAGGCUACUUGAAUCCACUCAUUGCCUCUCACGAGCUGGAUUCAAGCACGACGGAUCAAUCUGCACCUCUCGUCUCCAGUGCAGACGGUGUUGAAAGUGGCACCAGCCAAGCGAAUCCCUGUGUGGAUGAUGUAGCAAUCCUCGCCGCUCAUAGUUUGGCCGUCAUUUUGGGGCCGGAUGCCUCUCUCGGGGAUGACUAUGGAGGUUGGGCCUUCACUGACAUGAAAGCACACACUGCAGAUGGAGAGAGGUCCAGAAAGCGGAAGUUGCAACAACUUCGCCGGCUGCUCUUCCUGCCCGGUGCUGGCCGUUUCUAUGCCAAAGAUGCAUACAAGGACUGGCGUAAAAAACAGAGCCCUGCCGACCGCCGCUUUCCUACCGUCGCCGAGCUCCGUGCAGAAGGCUACAUGUCAAAGCACUUUCGCCAACUAGAGGGAGAUGCUGCAGACUGUAUCCAGCAGGUGCUUCUCGAAGGCCCCGUGCCACUUGGUGUUUACCAGCACAUAGGAGUUGAGCUUCAGUGGUAUGCGCGCCUCGUGUCCUACGUGCUCAAAACGCACGCCUUCUGGGCCAAAGCCAGCAAUGUGAGGCGUCUUGACGAGGUUGCAAGCUACCUGCAGGAUGACAGUAUCUCGCUCAACGCGACUGUCAAGGGCAAGGAAGAGGAGAAGUUGGAGAAGCCCAAACGCCUGAUUCAAAAGGUUGAGCAGGAGAGAGUAAGAAGGCUCAACGAGGAGCUUAGACUUCGAGACAAGCCUUUCACGCAUCUGCAGAGGCUGAAUGCUUGGCCAGUCCCCAGAACGACUUUGGAGUUCCGAGUGCUCACAAGUCAGGUGGCCGUUCGCGAGAACGCCAAAAAGCUGAAGAACUGUGCGGCCGACUAUAUUCCAAGCAUCGUUGCCCAGAGAUCUGCGCUGGUAGGCUUGUUCGACACACGGGAUGGCAAGAACAAAAUCCUUGCGAUGGGUGAGUUAAAGUCCACCCUCGCAAAAAAAAUAGAUGUGGUAGUUACGAAGUUCGGCCAACGUGUCCGAGCAUGUAAUCAAACAUUGACAAAGCGUCAGGAGAAGUUAUUCAGACAGGCAGAGCCCCAGCUGUCCGCCAUAUGGACAGAGGCCAUCAAGAGUGAGCUGCAAGGUGUUCUGCCUCCAAGCAACAUGAACCGCACGUCACUGGACGAACUGAGCGAUCUGGCAAAGCUUCUGGCAGUAAGGAUGCUUAUAAGGACGACAACUGCAGAGGGUUGGGAUGGGGUUCUGAAAUGUUGGGGGGAGAGCUUCUUCCUUUUGGUUGAUGAGAUUACCCCACAGUUGCCGUCAGCUGUACAGUGGGAAGACCAGGUGAGAUUGACCAGAAUCGUGACCAGACUGAUGAAAGCAGAUGUCAAAGCACCAGAAGCCAGUAGCAUCUGCCAGGCCGUGUCCCCACUGGACACGAAGUCAAAAGUUUCAAUUCUGGUCUCUGACUUGCCGUUUGCGAAAUCAGAGUUGGCUGAUGCAUUGACCCCACCCUUGCUGUCAGCUGCGCAGUCGGGCGAUCAGAACCUUUUGACCAGAAUCGUGACCAGAUUGAGGAAAGCAAAUGUCAACGCACCAGAAGCCAAAAGCAUUUACCAGGCCGCGUCCCAGCUUGACACAAAGUCGAAACUUUCAAUUCUGCUCUCUGACUUGCCAUUCGCGAAAUCAGAGUUGGCUGAUGCAUUGACCCCACUACUGCUGUCAGCUGUGCAGUUGGACGAUGAGAAGCUUGUGGGCAGAAUCCUGACCAGACUGCGUGAAGCAAAUGUCAGUGCCUCAGAAAUCAGAACAAGGUCGGCAGCCUUCAUGGUUUCACAAUUUGCGGAUGAGAUGCUCAGCGGGUUGGUCCCACACUUGCUGUCAGCUGUACAGUGGGAAGACCAGGCGAGAUUGACCAGAAUCGUGACCGGACUGAUGAAAGCAGAUGUCAAAGCACCAGAAGCCAAUAGCAUCUGCCAGGCCGCGUCCCCACUGGACACGAAGUCAAAAGUUUCAAUUCUGGUCUCUGACUUGCCGUUUUCGAAGUCAGAGUUGGCUGAUGCAUUGACCCCACCACUGCUGUCAGCUGCGCAGUUGGACGAUGAGAAGCUUGUGGGCAGAAUCCUGACCAGACUGAGUGAAGCAAAUGUCAGUGCCUCAGAAAUCAGCACAAGGUUGGCAGCCUUCAUGGUUUCACAAAUGGUGGAUGAGAUGCUCAGCGAGUUGGUCCCGUAG
This is a messenger RNA of Symbiodinium pilosum, 2553 nucleotides long. NCBI's taxonomy places the organism in Eukaryota, Dinophyceae, Suessiales, Symbiodiniaceae. The record is from the annotation of a GenBank genome assembly.